UGUGAGAGGUACCGAGAUCAAUGCUCGGCAUCUCCAAUUCCUUUUUUCGCACUAUUCGAAAAGAAUCCGGGCCAAAUUUUUUACUUUUUCAUCGAAAUACUCAGCAAUUUCAAUCUAAACCGACUUUUAUUGUUAUUCAUUUUCAGUUUACCAUAUAUCGAGGCAACAAUUCGUGAAUCUCUUCGUCAUGAAACGCUUGUCCCGUCCGGAUUACCACAUACAGCGAUUGCAGAUACCACUUUCAUGGGCUACGACAUUCCAAAGGGCACCAUAGUAUUUUCAUCGUUGCAUGGAGUACACGUGGACGAGGAUACCUGGGAUGCACCCGAGCAAUUUAAACCAGAGCGAUUCUUAGAUGAAUCCGGAAUUUUUUCGCCCAAACUCGAUAAAUCGUUGCCAUUCGGUGCAGGGAAACGUGUUUGCGCUGGAGAAACAUUUGCCAGAAAUUCAUUGUUCCUGAUUGUAUCAGCUCUGGUGCAAAAUUUCAACAUUGAACUACCGGCCAAUGAGAAAUUGCCGGAUCCACGUGAAACGCUAUCUGGUUUUAUACGAUACCCGCCAGAUUUUCGAUUGAAAUUUUUGACGCGUUAACCAAAUCUUUUUUUUGUAAUCAACAAACUUUUAGUUAUGAAUUCAUUGAUAGAAUUAUUGUUCUUAAGAACUCUGGUUUAUUUUAUUACGUACUAUAUUAAUAUCAAAGCUGAUAAAUAAUGGUUUUUAUUGAAUAAAAUUAUGUUGAAAAUUUUUGAUAAGGCACUAGUAGUGAGUGCAUAAAUAGCCCAUGUGUUUCCAUACACAAUUUCGAAAAUUUUACGAUUAUGGUUGUUUUAUCUGUUUAAGGCACUAUUUCUAAGGCAACUUAUUUCAAUUUUGAUCUUGUAACCAUAUACGAUUCCUUUGGAAUCGUCCGCAGAUCGUUUCCUUAUAAGAGAAAUUUCGCCUGCAACUCAAAUUACGAGCAGAAAUAUCGACUGAAUGCGUCUUUAGCUGGAAAAACGCCCAGAUGUAGACGUUUAUUUUUAGCUGUGUAGAAGUAUCACUGAAUGCAUGAACAAUAUUGAAAUAGUUUGGGCUUUGUUUUGAAAACAAAAUUCCAAGUUUUAAUUUAUAUGCAAGCAAUUAAACAUAUUGUAUAUUUGUUGAUCAUCCAUUAUCAUCAAAAUCAUCCAUUUCGGUAAAGUAGAGAUUAGAUAAAUACAACAUUAGAAACAUUUGUCUUAUAAAUCAAAUGAUGAACGUAACAAAAGAACGAGAAAAAGCGAUUGAUGAAAGUAAAAAAGCUUCUGGUGAAGUUCAUUUUUGUACAUUUGAAAAGUUUUCAUUAAGAUCACUUUAACACAAGACAAAUGGAUUUCGUAACAAUUUAGUUAGAAUUAAAGGUUUUAAUAAUCAAAAGGAUAUAGUGUAGUUAUUUAGGAGUCUCAUCGAAAGAAUUUAACAACUUACUUCAAUCCAGAAAGUCAAGUGUGAAUUUCGUCUAUAUCGAAGAGCAAAAAUGUUUAUUCAAUUCACGGAAAACUUAUAUGGUUGCUCAAGCGCACGUUCAAUUAUUUUAACUGUAUAAUCUCAAUAUCCGUCAGCGUUUCCAACCAUUUUGUUCGUUGUAAGUUACGGUCAUCAACUGUGGACACCUCAGAAUCGCGUGGCAUUUGGCCAAGAUAUGGUCAUUGGAAAUGGUAAAUGAAACGGACACAAUUUUCAAACAUUAAAAUCUUUGCCGUAUUAUAUGUCAUUGGAAAGGCAUUGAUGCUAAGAAGAUGAUGAGGCAAUCAACUCGACUUGACCAGAUAUUGCUAUACUUUUUGAUGUUAACUUGUUUUGUGGUGAAAAUAAGAAGAAAAAAAGUUUUUAAAAAGACGUUUUUCUUAAAAAAAAAAAAAAAAACAAUCGAAAUCAUCACUGCGACAUGAUAUUUCGUGCAGUGUGUGUCAAUCACAUAGGAGAUUUGUACAAGAGAGAAAAGAGAAAGAGAAAGAAAAGAAACAAAAAGCCUUUUAAAUUUGAUUGAUAACAUCUGAAGAAAAAAUCGAUGCAGAUGAAAAAGAAAAUGGAGAUUUUCUUCAGCCAUUUAAGUGAUCUAUUCCUUGGCAUAGUUGAGGAAUAGGCAACGUAUAGAUUUUUGGAGUAUGAACGCAUCGUUUUUGGUUAUUAAUAAUUCCCACGCCAGAUAGAUUGAAGAUGUUAAAAAGAUUUAGCAAUAUGCAUCAUAUAUGUGUACAACUUCAAAUAGAAAAAUUACAAAUCUGUCUGUAUUUAUUGGUGAGAAGCUGACUUUACAAAGACAUCAACAUGAACGGCGUUCGUGGCACGCUUAUUUGCUUUGAAUUGAAAUAUUUGGUUUUGAUUGAUUUUUCCGCGUAAAGUAUAUUUCGACAAUCAUUCCAAGAAGUGCAACUCAUAAGAUUUUUUGUAUCGCGUCUAAACAGCACAACAAUAUUUCAUGGAAACGCUUGGACGAUAGUUUCAAAAAAAAUUUCAUUGUGUUAUCAAUUUGUUAGCAGUUCAUUCUCUUAUUGCCUAAUAAACUACCAAG
Sitodiplosis mosellana (orange wheat blossom midge) is the source of this 2533-nucleotide messenger RNA. RefSeq names its product probable cytochrome P450 304a1. Gene Ontology annotation, molecular function: oxidoreductase activity, acting on paired donors, with incorporation or reduction of molecular oxygen; iron ion binding; monooxygenase activity. The transcript is spliced from 2 exons. The annotation marks the transcript as partial. The record is from RefSeq and is a predicted model, not a curated record. Lineage: Eukaryota; Metazoa; Arthropoda; Insecta; Diptera; Cecidomyiidae.